Molecule: messenger RNA, 7770 nt
Organism: Eriocheir sinensis (Chinese mitten crab)
Lineage: Eukaryota; Metazoa; Arthropoda; Malacostraca; Decapoda; Varunidae
Product: titin-like
Exons: 15
Coding region: 15-7073 (2352 amino acids)
Biological process (GO): response to heat; protein refolding
Molecular function (GO): protein folding chaperone
Source: RefSeq, a predicted model, not a curated record
GACCAGACGCCGCAAUGUCCUCCGUUCAGAAGAAAACGACGCGUACGACUAAAACAGUGACCAAAAAGACCACUCAACAGGUGCAAUCGUCAUCGUCACUGGACCAGUCAGAGAAUGUCCAGAGCUCGGCGACCCAUAACGUCAACAACCUCUCGAUCGCCAGGAAGGGGCAGUUCUUCAACGACUCCUACUUCGAGGACACCCGGCAGGACUUCCAAGACGCUAUUCAGGAUGUGCUGGCGAAGUGGGGCGACAAGUCGAAGCCCGCAAACGAUAUUAAUAGUUACCGAGAACUUCGCCAACGAGACCUUCGGGAUGAGAACCAGGCCAUAAAGUCAACGGAAGACCAGCGUUACCACAAGAUCGUAAUUGAUGUGAAGGACUUUAUCGAUGGGGGGGAUGUGUCCGUCAAGACCGUGGACGAGGAGGAGAUAGUGGUGGAGGGCCGCGUCGAGAGGAAGGUCGGGAACACAAGGUCCACCAAGAGCUUCAAGCGGACCUUCAUCUUCUCCGAUAUGGUGCCGGAGUCUAUCACGUCUGUGGUCUCGGCCGAUGGCAUCCUCAUCAUCAAGGCUCUCAAACAGGAUUCUGGAAUGGACGUCAGCGAGUCCGUCACUGUGCAGAAAAGGGUGGUCCAACAGCAGCAACAGUCAACCGUCCAGACCAGCGACCAGCAGGCCAUCACUGUCGCCAGUCCCCAGCCGGAGCAGCAGCAACAGACGGUGUCGGUGAUCAAGAAAGUCACGUCCACCACCACCAGCGACAGCGGCACGCCCGGCAGGGUGCUGCCCAUCGACAAGCGGGGAGGGUUCUUUGAAGACUCCUACUUCGAGGACUGCCGUCAGCACUUCCAGAAGGCGGUGAAGCAGGUGCUGCAGAAGAGCAACGUCACCUCCACCCAGGCGGACGACAUCGCGACCUACCGCGACCUGCGCCAAAAGGACUUGAGGGAGGAAACCCAAGUCGCCACCGUCGACGACGAAGAGCAGUUCCAAAAGAUCAUCGUGGACGUGAAGGACUUCCUGAACGGGGGCGAUGUGACCGUCAAGACGGUGGAGGAGCGGGAGGUGGUUAUCGAGGGCCGUAUCGAGAGGCAGGAGGGCAACAAGAAGACCAUCAAACGCUUCUGUAAGCGAUUCAUCCUCCCAGAAGAUAUCCUUGUAGAGUCUGUCACGUCCGUGGUCUCCUCUGACGGAGUCCUCACCAUCACAGCCCCGAAAAAGCCUUCCGAAACUCGGGACACGGAUGUGAGCCAGUCCGUGACAGUCCAGAAGACAGUGGUCAAGAAACAACAGACGUCCACCGUCGAGACGAGCGGGCAGCAGGGCAUCAAACAGAUAGACAUUAUUGUGAAGGACACGGAAUCUGCCGUUGCCAGUCCCCAGCCCCAGCCGGAGCAGCAGCAACAGACGGUGUCGGUGAUCAAGAAAGUCACGUCCACCACCACCAGCGACAGCGGCACGCCCGGCAGGGUGCUGCCCAUCGACAAGCGGGGAGGGUUCUUUGAAGACUCCUACUUCGAGGACUGCCGUCAGCACUUCCAGAAGGCGGUGAAGCAGGUGCUGCAGAAGAGCAACGUCACCUCCACCCAGGCGGACGACAUCGCGACCUACCGCGACCUGCGCCAGAAGGACCUGAGGGAGGAGACCCAAGUCGCCACCGUCGACGACGAAGAGCAGUUCCAAAAGAUCAUCGUGGACGUGAAGGACUUCCUGAACGGGGGCGAGGUGACAGUCAAGACAGUGGAGGAGCGGGAGGUGGUUAUCGAGGGCCGUGUCGAGAGGCAGGAGGGCAACAAGAAGAUCAUCAAACGCUUCUGCAAGCGAUUCAUCCUCCCAGAAGAUAUCCUUGUAGAGUCUGUCACGUCCGUGGUCUCCUCUGACGGAGUGCUGACCAUCACAGCCCCGAGAAAGCCUUCAGAAACUCAGGACACUGACGUGAGCCAGUCCGUGACUGUCAAGAAGACAGUGGUCAAGAAACAACAGACGUCCACCGUCGAGACAGCCGGACAGCAGGACGUCAAGCAGAUAGAUGUUCAGGUAAAGGAGACAGACACUACCGACAAGAAAACCGUCACAGACACUCAACAGACCACGACCAAGACCACCAAGACCGUUACCAUUACCACCACCAAGACCUCCUUCUUCAAAGAAACCACCUUCGUUGAGGACGUCAAGGACUUCCAGGAGGCCAUCACGACCAUUAUCAAGAAGCUGAACCUGACAGUGAUUGAUAAUGAUGUCUUCACCACCUACAGGAACUACCGCAAGAACAACCCUCCGAAGAACGAGAACCAGGCCGUCUCGGAGAAGGACACGGACACCACCAAGAAGAUCGUCAUUGACGUGAGUGACUUCGAGAACGUGACGGUGAAGGUGGUGGAACGCGAGCUGGUGAUCGAAGGUAACGGUAAGCGAACGACCGACACUGGCGCCACCCAGACCUUCAGUUUCUGCCGUCGUUUCACUUUGCCUGAGGACGUGAACCCUGACGACAUCACGGCUGUCGUUUCUCCGGAGGGAAUCCUCAUCAUCACCAUCAUCAGACGAAGGACCGUGAAGGUCACCCAGGAAAAGGACACAACGGACGUAGCCAAGAAGACCACCACGACCAAGACCACCAAGAAAGUCACCAUCACCACCAGCAAGACCUCCUUCUUCAACGAAACCACCUUCGUAGAGGACGUCAAAGACUUCCAGGAGGCCAUCACGACCAUCAUCAAGAAGCUGAACCUGACUGUGACGGAGGAUAUCUUCACCACCUACAGGAACUACCGCAAGAACAACCCCCCGAAGAACGAGAACCAGGCCGUCUCGGAAAAGGAGACAGACACCACCAAGAAGAUUGUCAUAGACGUGAGUGACUUCAUCGGCGCCGUGACGGUGACGGUGGACGAUCGUCUGGUGAUUGUUGAAGGAAAGGGCAACAGACACACAGAAGCAGGCGCCAUACAGUCCUUCAGUUUCAACCGCCAAUUCAUUCUGCCAGAUGACGUGAAUCCCGACGACGUCUCAGCUGUCCUGACCACCGACGGAAUCUUGAUCAUCACUAUCAUCAGGAGGAAAACAGUGACGUCCGUCGUCACAAAAGAGGAUACGGUUGACAAGUCGGUCACCCAGGUAAAGAAGGAAACCACUGAAGUGAAGGAGGUCGAGGCCAAGAAAAUCACAACGACGGAGGAAACGAAGCCCGCACCCGUGGAGGAACCCAAGAAGCCCGCACCAGUAGAGGAACCCAAGAAGCCCGCACCAGUAGAGGAACAGAAGGUUACUCCAACGGAAGCACCAAAGACGACUGCACCAGUUGAGGAACCAAAGAAACCUGAGGAACCCAAGCCUGCACCAGUUGAAGAACCAAAGCCCGCACCAGUUGAGGAACCAAAGCCUGUACCAGUUGAGGAACCAAAGCUUGUACCAGUUGAGGAACCGAAGAAACCUGAGGAACCCAAGCCUGCACCAGUUGAGGAACCCAAGCCUGUACCAGUUGAGGAACCCAAGCCUGUACCAGUUGAGGAACCGAAGAAACCUGAGGAACCCAAGCCUGCACCAGUUGAGGAACCCAAGCCUACACCAGUUGAGGAACCAAAACCUGUACCAGUUGAGGAACCGAAGAAACCUGAGGAACCCAAGCCUGCACCAGUUGAGGAACCAAAGCCUGCACCAGUUGAGGAACCGAAGAAACCUGAGGAACCCAAGCCUGCACCAGUUGAGGAACCAAAGCCUGCACCAGUUGAGGAACCGAAGAAACCUGAGGAACCCAAGCCUGCACCAGUUGAAGAGGCAAAGAAACCUGAAGAACCAAAGCCUGCACCAGUUGAAGAGCCGAAGAAACCUGAGGAACCAAAGCCUGCACCAGUUGAGGAACCGAAGAUUACACCAACGGAAGCACCAAAGGCGACUGCACCAGCUGAGGAACCAAAGAAACCUGAGGAACCAAAGCCUGCACCAGCUGAGGAACCGAAGAAGCCUGUGCCAGUUGAGGAACCCAAGCCUGCACCAGUUGAGGAACCGAAAAAGCCCGCACCAACGGAGGUAGCCAAGAAGACCACCACGACCAAGACCACAAAGACCGUUACCAUUACCACCACCAAGAAUACCUUCUUCAAGGAAACCACCUUCGUUGAGGACGUCAAGGACUUCCAGGAGGCAAUCUUGACCAUCAUCAAAAAGCUGAACCUCACGAUAACGGAGGAUGUCUUCACCACCUACAGGAACUACCGCAAGAACAACCCUCCGAAGAACGAAAACCAGGCCGUCUCGGAGAAGGACACGGACACCACCAAGAAGAUUGUCGUUGACGUGAGCGACUUCCUCGAGAACGUAACAGUGAAGGUGGUGGAGCGCGAGCUGGUGAUCGAGGGUACAGGCAAAAGACCAAAUGAGACUGGCGCCAUCCAGACCUUCAGUUUCUGCCGUCGUUUCACUUUGCCUGAGGACGUGAACCCUGACGACAUCUCGGCCGUUAUUUCUUCAGAGGGAAUUCUCAUCAUCACCAUCAUCAGGAGGAAGACCGUGAAAGUCAUCACGCAAAAGGAUACCACUGAUAAAGACACCAAGAAGACCCCCACGGAGAAGGACGACACUCAGCUGACAAAGACUACGACCACAACCAAGGUCACAAAGACUGUCACCAUCACCACCACCAAGACCUCCUUCUUCAAAGAAACGACCUUCGUGGAGGACGUCAAGGACUUCCAGGAGGCAAUUACCACCAUCAUCAAAAAGCUGAACCUGACAGUUGUAAAUAAUGAUGUCUUCACCACCUACAGGAACUACCGCAAGAACAACCCCCCCAAGAACGAGAACCAGGCCGUCUCGGAGAAGGAGACGGACACCACCAAGAAGAUCGUCCUUGACGUGAGUGACUUCCUCGAGAAUGUAACAGUGAAGGUGGUGGAGCGCGAGCUGGUGGUCGAGGGAACUGGCAAAAGACCAAAUGAGACUGGCGCCAUCCAGACCUUCAACUUCUGCCGUCGUUUCACUCUGCCUGAGGACGUGAACCCUGACGACAUCUCGGCCGUCAUUUCUUCGGACGGUAUCCUCAUUAUUACCAUCAUCAGGAGGAGGACCGUGAAGGUGACCCAAGAUAAGAAGGACACAACUGACGUGACCAAGAAGACUACCACGACCAAGAUCACUAAGAAAGUCAUCAUCACCACCACCAAGACCUCCUUCUUCAAAGAAACGACCUUCGUUGAGGACGUCAAGAGCUUCCAGGAGGCCAUCAUGACCAUCAUCAAGAAGUUGAACCUGAAGGUGACGGAGGAUGUCUUCACCACCUACAGGAACUACCGCAAGAACAACCCCCCGAAGAACGAGAACCAGGCCGUCUCAGAGAAAGAAACAGACUCCACCAAAAAGAUUGUCCUUGACGUGAGUGACUUCCUCGAGGACGUGACGGUGACGGUGGUGGAGCGCGAGCUGGUGGUCGAGGGUACAGGCAAGAGACCAAAUGAGACCGGCGCCAUCCAGACCUUCAACUUCUGCCGUCGUUUCACUCUGCCCGAGGACGUGAACCCUGACGACAUCACGGCCGUCAUUUCUUCGGACGGUAUCCUCAUUAUCACCAUCAUCAGGAGGAGGACCGUGAAGGUGACCCAGGAUAAGAAGGACACAACUGACGUGACCAAGAAGACCACCACGACCAAGAUCACUAAGAAAGUCAUCAUCACCACUAUCAAGAGCUCCUUCUUCAAAGAAACCACCUUCGUUGAGGACGUUAAGAGCUUCCAGGAGGCCAUCACGACCAUCAUCAAAAAGCUGAAGCUGAAGGUGACGGAAGAUGUCUUCACCACCUACAGGAACUAUCGCAAGAACAACCCCCCGAAGAACGAGAACCAGGCCGUCUCAGAGAAGGAAACAGACACCACCAAAAAGAUCGUCCUUGACGUGAGUGACUUCCUCGAGGACGUGACGGUGACGGUGGUGGAGCGGGAGCUGGUGGUCGAGGGUACAGGCAAGAGACCAACCGGGAGCGGCACCUUCCAGACCUUCAGUUUCAACCGCCACUUCACCCUGCCUGAAGACGUGAACCCUGACGACAUCACGGCCGUCAUCUCUUCGGAAGGAAUCCUUAUCAUCACCAUCAUCAUCAGGAAGAAGCAGACCACGACCGCCACCGUGGUAACCAAGACCACCAACAAAGUCACCAUCAUCACCAAGGGAGCGUUCUUCAAGGAUCAGACCUUCGUAGAGGAUGUGAAGAACUACGAACAAGCGAUGACGACCAUCAUCAAGAAGUUCAAUUUGAAGGUUGUGAAGGAUGCGUACACGACUUAUAGGGACUACAGGAAGGCCAACCCGAAGAACGAGAACCAGGCCGUCUCGGAGAAGGAAACAGACAAGACGAAGAAGAUUGUCAUCGAUGUAAGCGACUUCAGCGAGAUCGUGACGGUGUCGGUGGAGGAACGCGAACUCGUGAUUCAAGGCGAAGGCAAAAGACAAACGGCGGGCGGGGCCAUCCAGACCUUCAGCUUCAACCGCCACUUCUGCAUGCCUGAGGGUGCCACUACCGACGACGUUACGGCUGUCAAGUCCUCAGAAGGCGUCCUGUCGGUGACCAUCAAGAAGACUGUGACGUCCUCAGUAACAACGACGGCGGCGACAUCUGAGGAGACAGGAAGCGGGAAGGUCAUCAAGAUCACCACCAAGGGACCAUUCUUCAGCGACCCGGCCUUCGCGAGCUCCAUCAAGGAAUUCCAGAGCUCCAUCACAACGAUCAUCAAGAAGUUCAGCGUCAAGGUCACCGGGACGGACAACUUCACCGCCUACAGGAAUUACAGGAAGGAGAACCCGAAGAAUGAAAACCAGGCCGUGUCGGUGAACGAGACGGACACGGUGAAGAAGGUCGUGAUGGACGUAAUGGAAUUCGUCGGGGCCACAACGGUGAAGGUGGAGGGCAAGGAGGUGGUGGUGAACGGCACGGGCAAGCGGCAGAAGGGCGGCAAAGGGCCCGUCAUCACCUUCAGCUUCGCCCGCCGCUUCACCCUUUACGACGACACGAUCAUCGACGCCAUCACCGCCGUCAUGUCCUCGGAAGGCAUCCUCAUCAUCACGAUUCCCAGAAAGAACUAGAUUCCCAGUACCUUCUAAUGUAAACCUUGACUAGAAUCGGGGGGAAAAAAAAGUAAAUUGGACUUUCACUAUCUAAUUUUGAUUUGUAAAGGGCACGUGGAUGCUUGUAAUGUGACAAUUGAAGAGAAGACAUCAUCGAUUCCCAGUACCUUCUAAUAAGACUGUGCUAGAAUCGUGAGGGAAAAGUGAAGGUCAAUUGGACUUCUACCAUCUAAUUUUGAUUUGUAUUGGGCAUCUGGAUGUUUGUUAUGUUACACUUGAAGAAUAGAAAGCAUCCUCGCCAUCACGAUCCCCAUAAAGCAGUAAUAUAUAGCUUGACAGUAACUUACGAUGUGAAUACUGUUAUUACUGGGCCCAUAUUCUCAAAGACUUCGGGGCUCACACACCCACAUUUGAUAAGGCUUUCAAGAGGUUGUGGUGGGUAGUUCCAUGGGUAGUUUUACGAGCCUAGUGAUAGUUUGACAAGGCUUCUGCACCGUGAAUGUGAAAAACUCUCAUGGGAACCCGACUCAUCUCCUCUGUGAUCUUUGGAAAUAGUUGUGAGAGCCGAAAAUGUCUAAGAAUAUGGGACCUGAGAUCGGGGGUUGUGAGGGGCGGAAAAGGAGCUUCAAUUCGAUUCCAACCAUCUUUUUUCUGAUUUGUAGGGGGGACUUGGAUAUUUGUAAUGUGACACUUGAAAGAAAAUAAUUCCAUUGUU